AUGGUUUAUUAUGGCUUAUCAUUUCCUGUGCUGAUAGAUCAACAAAGCAAGGUCAUGUCUCCAACUUCAUGGGUUAAGAAGUUAGUUCCAAUGAAAGGCCACAAGAAGGCCAGUGAAAGCCGGCUACUUCCUCUAACCGGCUCUUCUGCUAGAACCAGCCUAGAGAUGCAGGAAGUGGUUAUAGGUGCUGAUUUUCGAUGCAGCAAGUGUCAAAAGAGCGCAUGCCAGGUGAUAUCGGAUGUUGAUGAUGUGGAUUCCAUGGUGGUACAUCUUUUGGAUAAGAAGGUUACACUCACUUGUGAACCAGUCCGUAAAGGAUCUCUAAGAAAAAUCUCGGCCAUCUGCGGAAAACUAUCUCACAGAGCCUUAAGGACUGCAAGGUUUUAUACGCGUCACUGAUUCCGCCAAAAAAUCGUUUCUGAUAACGAAUUGCCCUAUGCAUGUAAAAAUACCUAGUAUUUGUGUUUCCUAAACCCUUAAGUUAUGAUCAUUAUCUGUGAUGUUGGCUGAGGUGGUGUUACAAUAAAAAUAUCCUUAGGCCUAUCCUAAAUAAAGAGACACAUGUAAAGCAGGUCUCCGAUCAUACCUUUUCUUAAUCCUAAAUGGUAUGUAACAACUUAGGAUUCAUAUGUGAAUAUGGUACAUAUUAAAAAUAAGCUCGAAUACGGCUUCUCAUAA
Molecule: messenger RNA, 678 nt
Organism: Malus domestica (apple)
Lineage: Eukaryota; Viridiplantae; Streptophyta; Magnoliopsida; Rosales; Rosaceae
Source: RefSeq, a predicted model, not a curated record